This is a messenger RNA of Electrophorus electricus (electric eel), 845 nucleotides long. RefSeq names its product mitochondrial ribosomal protein L54 (gene mrpl54). Lineage: Eukaryota; Metazoa; Chordata; Actinopteri; Gymnotiformes; Gymnotidae. The record is from RefSeq and is a predicted model, not a curated record. Gene Ontology annotation, cellular component: mitochondrial large ribosomal subunit. Gene Ontology annotation, molecular function: structural constituent of ribosome.
UUACUAUUUAACAGCAUGGUGCAGCGGGCUACUCCCAAAGGGAAGGGGAAAAUGGUCAAGGAAGUUCUAAAGGGUCCAGAGGUGUGCAGAGACCCAGAAAAGCUUGUCUCAUAUGCCAUAGGAGUAAACAUAUACAAACAGGGAGAGGAUCCCCCACUUAAACCCAAAGAGGAAUAUCCAGAAUGGUUGUUUCAGUUGAACCUUGGCCCCCCUAAGAAACUCAAUGAAGUGGAUCCCGACAGUCGUGAAUACUGGAAACGUUUAAGGAAGGAACACAUGUGGCGUUUUAAUAGACUGCAUAAAGGCAAAAGAUUCUGAGAAACUGACGAGGCACUACAUUCUUGAAGUAUUUCUACUUUAUGGUCUAAAGUCUAUAUAUGUUUAGAUAUAUCAGUAUUUAAAAUGUUGUCUUUUUGUUAUAUAAUCACAACUGGUUCCUACUUCCAAGUUAUGUUUAACGUUCUGAAACCAGUUUGAUGCGUCAAACUAUGGAUUUAUGCAAUUUUACCGGAAUUAUUUUACCACCAAGGGCUUGCAAUCUAAAUUAUGAUCACGUAUCGUUCAAUGUACACAAAUUGCUUUGUCAGUGAUAAUUUCCUUGAAACAUAACUUAAAAAAAGCCCUAUAAUUUCGUCGCAAUGUACUUCCUUUUCCCGUUGUGUUUCUGUCGAGUCUUCUUCGGGUUCCUGGACGUGGGACAGAGUGCUCCAACUUUUGCUUUUAGUUUUAGUUAGCUUAGCUAACUCGUCCGUUAUGCGCUGUUGUUGCUUGUGGAAAUGUUAUAUGAACAGCAAAAACAUUUCAUUUUCAUUCUUUGCCAUUAAUAAACUGAGCUUUGUACAACA